Chaetura pelagica (chimney swift) is the source of this 771-nucleotide messenger RNA. RefSeq names its product G patch domain containing 11 (gene GPATCH11). Gene Ontology annotation, molecular function: nucleic acid binding. NCBI's taxonomy places the organism in Eukaryota, Metazoa, Chordata, Aves, Apodiformes, Apodidae. The transcript has 8 exons. Bases 1 to 771 code for a protein of 256 amino acids. Gene Ontology annotation, cellular component: kinetochore. The record is from RefSeq and is a predicted model, not a curated record.
AUGGAGGAAGAUGAAGAGGAGGACUACAUGUCCGAUUUGUUUAUUAAGCAGGACGUAAGGCCAGGCUUGCCCAUGGUGAGGCGGGUGAAAGAAGCUAUUCAGAAGGAAGAGAAGCAAAAAGAAGCCAAUGAGAAGAACAGACAAAAGAGUAUAAAAGAAGAAGAAAAAGAGAGACGUGACUUAGUGCUGAAAAGCGCGUUAGGCAAUGAGAACAAAGGCUUUGCCUUGCUCCAGAAGAUGGGCUACAAGAGUGGCCAGGCCCUUGGCAGAAGUGGAGAAGGCAUUGUUGAACCUAUUCCUCUGAACAUAAAAACAGGCAGAAGUGGGCUUGGUCAUGAUGAAUUAAAGAAGCGAAAAGCUGAAGAAAAACUGGAAAACUAUAGACAAAAACUCCACAUGAAAAAACAAGCAAAUGAACAAGCUGCAGAUGACUUCAGAGUAAGAUUCAAAAACAAACAAGAAGAACGUAAGAUGGAAGGGGACCUCCGAAAAAGCCAGAGGGCCUGCCAGCAAUUGGAUACGCAGAAUGGUAUUGAUGUUCCCAAGGAGACUUGGUAUUGGAUAGAACCUGAAGAGGAAGAAAGAAAGGAUGAGGAAGACAAGGAAGAUGCAUGCACAAGCUCAGACUUAAGUGUGUCAGAAAAGCUACAGAUCCUGACUGCCUAUUUGAGAGAACAACACUUCUACUGCAUUUGGUGUGGAACAACCUAUGAAGACUCUGAAGAUUUAUCUUCAAACUGCCCUGGAGACAGUGCUGCUGAUCACGACUAA